Molecule: messenger RNA, 1155 nt
Organism: Pediculus humanus corporis (human body louse)
Lineage: Eukaryota; Metazoa; Arthropoda; Insecta; Psocodea; Pediculidae
Product: class A rhodopsin-like G-protein coupled receptor GPRnna7, putative
Exons: 3
Coding region: 1-1155 (384 amino acids)
Biological process (GO): G protein-coupled receptor signaling pathway
Cellular component (GO): membrane
Molecular function (GO): G protein-coupled receptor activity
Source: RefSeq, a predicted model, not a curated record
AUGAAGGAACUCGUACGUUUUAACAUGACCUACAUGCCCAUCAAUUUUAAUACCACGGAAGAAAUUUACUCUCUUCAAACGACAUUGAACGACGACUACGACAAGGCCGGCCCCCAAGAUCCCACGACGAUCCUAACGGAUCAAGUCGUUUUCUGGGCUCUCAUCGAUGGAUUUUUAUUUUUAUCCAUCGUUUCCGGAAACGUUCUCACCAUCGUUGCCAUACUCAUGAACCGAAGAUUAUUUUCCCUCAUGUCGAAUCAAUUCAUCUUAUCACUAGCAUUUUCCGAUUUGUUCGUCGGCACCGUUUUACCCUAUCACAUGAUGUUUUACAUAAGGCCCACGAUGGGACAAGAUUUCGGAUUGUGCAUCGCUCGACUUGCUCUAUUGACGUUCGCGUGCACGGCGAGCGUUUUGAACAUAAUUGGAAUAGCCAUAGAUAGAUUUUUGGCCAUCGUCUAUCCAUUGCACUAUAAUAAAUUCAUGACGAAAAGAUUCGCCAGAAGUAUCGUAAUCACAUCUUGGGCACUCGCUACCUCUCUGUCCAUAACUCCCGUUUUUUGGAACAAGUGGGAGGAAAACGUAGAAGAAAACAAGUGGAAAGGAAAAUGCGAAUUCGGCUACGUCGUCGUGCCCCUCUACGUCAAAACCAUUUACCUUCCCAGUUGUUUUUUACUAUUUACCAUUAUGUGGGGAUUUUACAUAAAAAUAUUCACGGAAACGAGGAAACACACGAAAAGGAUGCGACACGCGGAAAACGAUCCGCCCGAUACUUGGAAAUCCGUACAGGUUCUCAUGCUAGUCAUAGGAAGUUUCACGAUAUCGUACAUGCCAUUCAUAAUCAUAUUAAUAUUAAAUUCGCUUUUUCAACAUUACACGAAAACGACGUCCAUAGUGUAUAAAAUAGCCAAUUCUUUAGCCAUUGCAAAUUCCGCAGUCAAUCCGAUUAUUUACGCGUGGAAAAAUCAAGAAUUUAAAAAAUCGUUUGGAAAAAUAUUAAAAUGUAAAACGGCCGACGGAGAUGCUUUCGAACUUUUAUCGGGUUUAAACGCGAGGAGAAACGUUAAAAAUUCAUCUAAUGCCACGACGACACAGACAACGACAACGACAACGACAACGACGACGAAUAAAACAAAUAAUUGCAUCGAAAAAAUUUAA